GUUUAGAAAAUCUUAUUUGGUGUUUGUAAUUGAUCAAUAAUUUAUUAACAUUGUUUGCAACCUAAUAUUAAAAUGGCCUCUAAUGAAGAUAGCCUGCCUGGAUUUCCUAAAAAAUCAAAUAAACAAAUUAUAAAAACAAUGGAAAAUAUUGUUGUUAAUUAUGUCCCGAUGAUAGGUGCAGCUGGUUAUUUUGCAUUUUUAUCAAACGUUAUGAAUCCGAACUUAUUGAAUCAUGUCUCACCCGAGUACAAAUUAGCCCUAGCCAAUUCGUUAUUAUUUACUUCAAAUAUGGGAAUAGGUUUAUAUCUCUACAACAGUAAACAUUUAGCCCUUUGUCAAAAACCUGCAGAGAGAAUUGCUUAUACAUUGUUGGGAACAGUCAUGUUCAAUUUCGGCUCAAUUUUAUUAUGUGCUACAUCUAGAGUAGUAAUGCCUGAAGAACCAUAUACCCGUUUUAUUGCUGGAGCUAUUCUUGGAGCAGGAUUUUUAUAUUUUGGUCGCAAAUAUGUUUUAUAUCUUGAUAAUAGCAAAGAUUUUUAAAUGACAUUGCUGUAGCCUAGUUACAUUAAUAAUUUAAUUUAUAUUGAUAAAAAUAUGAUAGAUACAUUUUUGUCUGUUUUGACAUUUGAUUUGAAAUUGGAAAUAGAAAUUACAUUAAUUUUAUAUA
Messenger RNA from Gordionus sp. m RMFG-2023, 667 nucleotides. RefSeq lists its product as uncharacterized. NCBI's taxonomy places the organism in Eukaryota, Metazoa, Nematomorpha, Gordioida, Chordodea, Parachordodidae. The transcript has 3 exons. Bases 73 to 540 code for a protein of 155 amino acids. The record is from RefSeq and is a predicted model, not a curated record.